Messenger RNA from Rhineura floridana, 3334 nucleotides. RefSeq names its product MYC target 1 (gene MYCT1). The record is from RefSeq and is a predicted model, not a curated record. Bases 109 to 690 code for a protein of 193 amino acids. NCBI's taxonomy places the organism in Eukaryota, Metazoa, Chordata, Lepidosauria, Squamata, Rhineuridae. The transcript has 2 exons. Gene Ontology annotation, cellular component: nucleoplasm.
AAUCUGAGGGAAUAUGUAAGGGCGUUCUUUCCAAGUGAAAUUUCUAACAUACACCAAGUGUUCUGCUGUGGAUAUACCAUUUUCAUUAUUUUGACAAGUUUGAAUACUAUGGAUGCCAACAGUACUAGUUCUGAGAACUCAUGGCCGAUUAAUUUUUGGAAUCAAAUAAUAAUAGCAUUUUCCGUUUCUAUGGUCAUUGGACUUGUCAUUGGAGGCGUAAUCUGGGCUUUGCUGACUUGCCUGUCUAGUCGCAGAGCUAGUGCACAUAUUUCCCAAUGGAGCACCUCAUCCUCUAGCCGGCGUUCCAGAGCUUCUCAUGGAUGCGCUGCCAACAGGCCAGGAUUUUAUCGUAACAGCAGCUGUGAACGCCGCAGUAACCUCAGCUUGGCCAGCCUUACCUUCCAAAGGCAAGCUUCCUUAGAGCAGGCCAACUCCUUCCCAAGGAAAUCAAGUUUCCGGGCAUCCACAUUUCAUCCCUUUUUGCAGUGUCCCCCACUUCCUGUAGAAACUGAAAGUCAGCUGAUUACACUGGUACCAACCAGCACCACCACAACUCUUACUGGGAGCACCACCAAUAGCUUAUCUCGUCCAGAAUUCCACUGGUCUAAUAAUAGUCUCCGUGUCUGCAACUCAACACAAACACCACCUCCUGCCUAUGACUCUAUUAUCAAGGCUUUUCCCGACUCUUGACUUCGAUUCUUGGUAGUGUGUAUGUAGAAAGAAUUUCAGUUCUGUGACAUGCUGUGGGCUCUGAAGAUACUUGUGAAGUCUGCCAUAGCAGAAAGGACUUAUAGUGCUGUGAUACAGAUUUGAUAGAGUGAAACUUUGAUGUCUUUCAACUGCAACAGCCUUUCUUGUGCCAUUCACAUUCGUCUGCAGUAUCACCAUGAAUUUAUAUUUGCAUUGUAACCAUUGCCUUUAGUUUAGACACAAACUUUAUUCAGUCUAACAAACUGAUACGUUACUGAAGCCACAAAGCUAAAAAUAGAUAUCCGUGUAGAUAUCCUUCAGUUAACUAUACACACAAUUAUGUCAUUAUUAUUUAGGUUUUUUUUCUUUUUGAAGCAUUUUCCCCUGGGAGUCUUGAUUUAUAAACAUUUUUCACCUAUUGCUUGUUCAUCAGUUGGUAAUACUGUGAUAUGAUUGCAAGAUCUACAGGAAUUCUUCAGCAGAUGUUAAGGUUUAGAAUGGUUUAGUAUUUGUGUUUUCUAUCAGCUAAGGUCUUUAUGUUUUAAGGUUUUGAAAUGACAAAAAGCCUGGAGGUCUUAUUCACAGAUCUUCCAUGCCACAUGUAUUUUGGCUCUCACAUCCAGUACUAUGAGAAAUGGUACAGCAUUUUUGUUACCCCCUUUGUGCAUGAGAAGCUGUAUUCGACAGUUUUCCUUCCCUGUAAUAAUCCUCAUUGCAUGUAUGUCAGGGGCAAGUUGGUAGUGUGGGCAGCUGUGCCUGAAUAAGGUCUGUGCAUCUUUGACCAUGGAACUUUUUGCUCAGUCACUGGAGCUGGAGGUGGGGCCAGAGCAUAAACUCAAGAAAAUGAGUUAUUUCCAGAGCUUGGAAGAUUACUUUUAAAAAGUAAUAAAUUACAGUUACAGUUACAUGGCCCCAAAAAGUAGUAAUUACCGUUACAGUUACAAUUGCUCUGAAAGUAACUGAUUACUUUACUUUUACUCAAAAGUAAUUGCUACAAUUACAUUUUAGUUACUUUAAAAAAAUGCCUACAAGGUGCUGGCCUUGGCUGCUGCACAUCUAAAUAGCCUAAAACAACAUUAAAAAUAAGCACACACACAGAGGGUAGUAGAAUAAUUUUUUUUAUCCAUAAGAUUAACAGAAUGGCAUAACAGAAUCUCACAUCCCUUCACCCCACCACCAGCAAUGAUGAUACUCCAACACACAUAUUUUUUGUAUAUAUAUAUUGCCUCCAGCUCUUUUCUCCUUCCACUCCUGUCAAUUUUUAAACAAUUGUUUUCUCCAUGCCGUCUCACUCUCCACCUCCUCCCUCGUUGCCUCAUACCCACCCAGAGAGCAUGAGGGAAGAGCGACGCUGCACAGAAGCCCAGUUUGAGGCACAUGAUUUUCAUCCACAAAUCAGAGGAGCAGAAGACUUCCCCUGCUCCCCCCCAAGUAAUGCACAAAAGUAAUGCUGGAAACAUUACAAUUACUCCUCAAAAGUAAUGAAGUUACUACUCAUUCUAUUACAAGCAAAAGGUAAUGAAGUUACCCACUCAUUACUCAAAAAAGUAAUAAAUUACAAGUAAUUCGUUACUUGUAACUAGUUACUUCCAAGCUCUGGUUAUUUCAACAGUAGCAAUAACUCCCUGCAUAAGGCAAAUCCAAGACAUUUUGAUGCCUUGCUCUGGUGUCCUAGCAUGCAUUAAUUGACACUUUCAGCAUACCCAGUUAUAAAAGUAUGCUGGUUUUUACUGAAAACAAUCCCAUCUGUUCUCAGUAUUUGGCAACCAGAUCUCAUGUAUGACUUUUAUUUUUAAAAAAAUAUUCUGGCAACUGGCCCAGAGUUUAAAACCUCCAGGCAGGUCAUUUUUUUUUCCUGAUAGAUGUUCAUAGUCCUCUGCUCAGUCAUUUAAGAAAUUAUGCAAGACACCCAUCCUACGUGGAAAUAAAUCUAAUUAAGUUUGAUGGGGCUUACAUUGUAUGGGCACAGGAUUAGAUAAUUAAUGGAGGCAGCAUCCCAAAAUUCAAUAAUUUCUCAGAAUAUAUGCAGAAGAUUAUAGCAUUUGUCUUCCUUCUCAGGAGGUUCUUCUUACCCAGUCUUCCAUAUCUUCUGGGACAUUUACCAUCAUUUGGUGACUUCCUGUUUUGGCAAAAAUUACACCCUAGCAAUCCUAUCCUUGCAUUUUCUGCUGUUACCAAGUAUUUAAAGUCCCUGUGUACACUGUGUAAUUGCAAAACAGAAGAUAAAUUAUUUGCAUAUUCCAGAGAAGCAGCAAAGGGGAAUGUGUGAGCUGAACUCCCUGUAUCUACAUGGAAGAUGGGGAACAUGUGGUCUUCCAGACAUUGUUAGACACCAACUCUCAUCAGCCCUAUCCAGUGUGGACAAUGGUCAGGGAAGAUGAGAGUUUAGUCUAGAAAGCCACAGGUCUCACUUCCCUACCUUACACUUAUGGGACAUGUAAGAUAGGAUAGAUGCAUAUAUGUUGAUUCUCCUGAUGAGGAUCCCAGUCAUAUUCCCAGCAAAGAUAUGUUCAUGUUCCUAUCCUCACAUGAGACCAGAAAGCAUGAGGAGAAGUAUAUGGAAGUAAUGCUUCCUCUUUAAUUGUAAAAAGUGCUGGUGUUUUGAUUAGGAUGUUGCUAUCAAUUCACAUAAUGUUAGAUUCUG